Molecule: messenger RNA, 2587 nt
Organism: Lutzomyia longipalpis
Lineage: Eukaryota; Metazoa; Arthropoda; Insecta; Diptera; Psychodidae
Product: LIM and SH3 domain protein Lasp
Exons: 7
Coding region: 188-1708 (506 amino acids)
Cellular component (GO): focal adhesion
Molecular function (GO): actin filament binding
Source: RefSeq, a predicted model, not a curated record
AUGUUCAUUCGUCAUUCGUGCGAUGUGAUUCGAUGUGAAAGGUGCUCAAAAAAGAAACGCAGAGGAAAAUUCUUUUGCAUUUUGUGAAAAUUUGUAGUUUUUCAGUGAAAAUUCCCCGUGCAGUUGCUCAAGUAGCUAAAGAAGUUUGUGCUCAUACCACUGGAGACGUAAAGGAUACAGUGCAAAAAUGAAUAAAUCAUGUGCGAGAUGCAACAAAAUAGUUUAUCCGAUUGAGGAGUUGAAAUGUUUGGAUAAGUCAUGGCACAAGGCAUGUUUCAAAUGUCACGAAUGUGGAAUGACGCUGAACAUGAAAACCUACAAAGGAUUCAAUAAAUUGCCAUACUGUGAAGCACACAUACCAAAGGCAAAGGCGACAACAAUAGCUGACACACCCGAAUUGAAGAGAAUAGCGGAAAAUACAAAAAUUCAAUCAAAUGUUCAAUAUCAUGCAGAAUUUGAAAAGCAAAAGGGAAAGGUGACACAGGUGGCUGAUGAUCCAGAAACGUUGCGAAUAAAGCAAAACACGAUGCACAUAUCGAAUGUGGCGUAUCAUGGUGAUUUAGAGAAGAAAGCAGCAAUGGAGAAACAAAGAGAAGCCGCUGAGGUAUCGGAUACGUACACAAGAGACAACAAUGAUUCAGAGUACUUCUCUGAGCAAUUGGCCGCUGAAUCACUGUCACAGUAUCAGGCGCCGCCUGUUAAGCAACAGCCGCCGCCACAGCAAGCACAUCACCAAGCAAAUCAUCAUCAUCACAAUCAGUCACAGCCAUCGCAUGUAAAUUAUCAGCCGCCACAGGGAAAGCAGGCACCGCAGUAUGGGGCUCCGCCACCACCACAGUAUAGUAAUAAUUCUUCUGCAGUUUCUGCUAUACCGGGGCAGCAGCAGCAGCAGUAUGGGGGUGGUGGUCAGGGUAACUACAAUGCCCGUACGAAUGUUGUUCAUUCAUCAUCCCAUCCAUCUGGGGGGCUAAUUCUUGCGCAGCAACAGCAGCAGCAAAUCAGCCAAAAAUACUACGAUCAGUAUGAAAAUUACGCACGACCGGCAUCGUAUAGUAACAACAACCAGAAUGCCGGUGGUGGCUACACAACACAACAUGUUGGUGGCUAUGGGAAUUCAUAUCAUCAACAGGCACCGCCGCAGCAGCAACAUACACCCGGCUACACACAAAAUGCAUACACACAGAACAAUCACUACGCCCCACAAAUGGGGGCCUACAAUUCAACCGGAGGUGGUGGUGGGAACAUUGGGAAGAUUGCGGACUAUGAUCCGCUAACAGAUGGCCCGCGCAAUGUACCGAAUACACAGAGACCCACUUCAACACUCAUUUACAGCUCUGAUCGCAAUUCCGUGAAUUCAAAUCAAGCAAGACGAAUUGGCUCUAUUGCCGAUAUGGAUCCAGCUAAUGGUGUUUAUGGAUCAGCUGUAGAUCAGCAGAAUCACAUGUAUCAGCAGCAACAGCAGCAGCAGCAGCAGCACAACCAAAUGAGGCAUUCACAGCAGCAGCAGUCACAGAGAGCUGGAAAAAUGAGAGUCUUUCGGGCGCUGUAUGACUACGAAGCACAAGAUACGGAUGAGGUAAGUUUCGCCGAGGGGGAUGUGAUAUUCGAGGUGGAUUCAAUUGAUGCUGGAUGGAUGACCGGAAGGGUUGAGCGCACAGGAAAAGUUGGAAUGCUGCCGGCAAAUUAUGUUGAAUUGGCAACAAUUUAAAAUUAAACAAAAAAAAAUGAAUGAAAAACAAUCACAUUUCGGAUAGAUAUUCUCCGUAUAAUGCAGCUUUUCCACAAAUUACUUAUUUGCUAACUACCUACUAUUUUUAUCAAUAAAAAUAAAUAUUUUGAUUAUUUUUGUUUAAAAAAUUAAAAUGAUAAAAAAUACAAAAGAAAAAAAACUCUGCAAAAAUUCCAUUCUGAUUAAUUCCUAACUAAAAGCAUUUUAUUUUCAUAAGAACACUGAAAUUCCUCAGAAAAUAACAUUCUAAAGUUUUUUUUUCUUCAAAUAUUGUUUUGAGAAACUCUUAAUAUUAAGAUUAAAUUUGCAAAUUUCAACGAAUUUUUUUGCAUGAAGAAAAUUUUUUAAUAUAAAUUCCAAUUUUUUAUAAUAAAAGAAAGAAAAAGAAUUUUUUUCAAUUUUAGCGACGAAGGUAAAGAAAAGAACUGAUUUUCGAAAAAUAGUGCCUUUGGCUUAAAAAAAAAACGAGUAAUUGGCAAUCAUUUUAUUUAGGAGUGAGAGUGUUUAAUAAAAAUAAAAAUUAUAUAAACAGUGCUGCAAUUACUAGUAAAAAAAUAGUUUUAAUGGAUUUUCCUUUUUUUAGAGCAUUUUGCCCUCAAUUUUUUGUCAAUUGUCGCAGUAAGAUAAAUAAUUUUUUUUUAAUGAAAUAUGAGAUUUUUCAAUUUGAAAAAGCAAAUAAUUAUAAAAUGAAAAAAAAUGGUGCAACAUUCCAUCGGCAAUAUUUGCACAGAAAAAAAGCCAUCAAGAUGAAGAGUUAUCAACCAAGUUAUUUUUUAAACUCUAUCUCUUUUUUUCACAUCUUUAAACUUAUGGAAAACCCUCUUCUAAAAUAAAUAAAAAAAAUACUUAAGAAUAAAA